Molecule: messenger RNA, 2247 nt
Organism: Heterocephalus glaber (naked mole-rat)
Lineage: Eukaryota; Metazoa; Chordata; Mammalia; Rodentia; Bathyergidae
Source: RefSeq, a predicted model, not a curated record
AUGUUUCAUGGAACGAUCAUAGAAGAACUAACCAAUCAUGAAGAAUGGAGUCACUAUAAUGAAAAUAUAGUAGAAGAUCAAAAAGAUUUUGUUUUUAUGAAGUUCAGUGGCCUUCAUUUAAAAUCUAUGGAAAUUUUGCAAUCUUGCGUCUCUCUUAGAGUAUGCAUUUUCUCAAAUAAUUUUAUUACAGAUAUACAUCCACUUCAAAGUUGCACAAAAUUAAUCAAACUUGAUCUCCAUGGAAAUCAGAUAAAGAAUCUACCAGGUAUUGAAUUUUGGAGUGGAUUAAAGAAUCUAAAACUCCUCUAUCUUCAUGACAAUGGGUUUGCAAAGCUGAAGAAUUUAUGUGCAUUAUCUGCCUGUCCAACACUCAUUGCUCUCACCAUGUUUGAUUGUCCAGUAAGCCUUAAAAAAGGAUACAGACAUGUUCUUGUUAACAGUAUAUGGACUCUCAAAGCACUGGAUCAUCAUGUGGUUUCUGAUGAAGAAAUAAUUCAGAACUGGCAUCUUCCUGAAAGAUUCAAAACAUGUAAUAGCUGACUUUUCUUUAACUUCUGCCCUGCUUUGAGAAAGGGAAAAAGCUAUGAGGAUGAAAUUAAUAAUAUUACAUAUAUUAUUUCAAGAAUUAAUGUAAUUCUUGCUCAUAACUCACCAGUUUUGAUCAUUCAAAGAUGGAUACAUGGUUUCUUAGUUAGAAAACAUUUCAGGCAUGUUUUUUUCCAUUCGUUUUUGUGUAAAAAGCAUCAGGAGAAAAUUAUUAGAGACUAUGAAACCAAAUGGGUUUACAUAACCAAAGAAAAUGAAGACAAAGUCUUUAAGGAUAUCUUUUCUAAGCUUGAAACUAACAUAAAAGGAAAACUUGCACGUUGGAAACAUAAUGUAUCCCCUGUUGAUGCAAAACUGUCUAUUGAACAUAGAAAAGACGUUUCCCCUAUUUUAUGUGAAUCAAAAACAAGGUACAGCAGGAAAUCAAAAAAAUCAAGACAUCUCAUCCAAAAAGGUCAGGAAUCUAAAGAUGAAAUUGAGGAUGAAGAAUUGGACACCAGUUUUAAUAUAUCAGCACUCAAACUACCCAUAUGCACUUCAAGUCCACUGAAGUACGCUGAAGCAUUGAAAGAGAAGCAAGAAGUUUAUUUUCCUGCCCUCACCCAACCAUUUUCUAUCAUUCAUCCAAAACCACUAAUUAAAAAACACACAGUAUCAGAGAGGAAGAGAAGAGAGAUAUUUUCUACACAGGGACCUGGCAUAAAAUUCCAAAUGCUUAAUGAUGUAGAUAAAUAUUACGUAGAACAAAAGAAGCUGGACCUCCAUAAAGAAAAAGUAAAAGCUGUAGCCAGGGCACAAGCUGCCCAAGAAAGAAUUAUCCUAACUGCUGAUGAAAAUUUAAACAAGAAAAAAUGUAUUGCACAGAAGAUGAGUGAAAGACAUAACAAGACAAUUCAGAGAGGUUUACAGCAAGUUUUGCAGGAAAGAUUAAACUAUCUUGCAAAAGUUAAAGAGAGAAGAAUGCUUUUUCUAGAACAAAAAACCCAGAAGGCUGCAGACCACUUAUUAAUUCAAAACUUAAAUAAUGAGCAUACCCUCUUGCUCAAAGGAAUGGUUAAAAUCGACAGAUUGAACCAGAAUGAGACUGUCCUAAAAAAGAAAAAACUGAUUCAGGAAAAACUUAAAGAAGAAAAAUAUCAAAAGAUUUUACGUCACCAGGUGAAGGAAUAUAGGACUCAAGAAAUACAUAAAAGACACUGUGAAGAAAAGUUUGUUCUUGAUAUAAUUGCUUUUCAAAAAACCUGUGAAAGACUUCAAGAUGUUGAAACAAAAGUUGCAACUGUGAGAACAAAUGCCUUUAAAUUCCUGAUGGAAUGACAAAAUGAACCAAUAUAAUUAUAAUUUUGGCAAUUAUUUUAAAUGAAGGGCUAGAAAUUAAUACUCUACAGGAAAUAUUCUACAUGACAAUAUGAAUUUAUGUUUAAAUCUAAAAAUAAAGAAUAAUUAUGUCUUAUGUUGAUCAUAAUUUAACUUAAAUCCUGUUGACUUAGUGUCCCCCAAAGAUUACUUAUAUAUCCAGAUUCCUAAAGAUCAAGUAAAACUGAUUUCAUUUGUUGCAGGCAGUAUUGUAAAGAUACUGCUAAUAUUCUCUUUCAUUUUCUCUCAAUGUAGCAACUUGUAAGUUGUUUUCAGUUUUUCUGGUAACUGUAACACAAUAAUAUCUGUCACUAUUUCUGACUUUUGAGACACUUUGUAUUUGGA